CCCAGAGCCCCGGUACACUAGCCCAACCCAGAGCCCCGCAACACUAGCCCAACCCAGAGCCCCCACAACACAACCCAAGCCCAACGCCAUCCCAACCCAGAGCCCCCCAACACAUCCCAAGCCCAACGCCAUCCCAACCCAGAGCACCCCACCACAACAUAAGCCCAACGCUAUCCCAACCCAGAGCCCACCCAACAUAACCCAAGCCCAACGCCAUCCCAACCCAGAGCCCCCCAACAAAACCCAAGCCCAACGCCAUCCCAACCCAGAGCCCCCCAACACAACCCAAGCCCAACGCUAUCCCAACCCAGGGCCCCCCACCACAACCCAAGCCCAACGCCAUCCCAACCCAGAGCCCCCCAACACAACCCAAGCCCAACACGAGCUCAACCCAGAGCCCCCACCACAACCCAAGCCCAACACUAGCCCAACCCAGAGCCCCCACCACAACCCAAGGCCCCCCACCACAACCCAAGCCCAACCCAAAACACCCCACCACAACCCAAGCCCAACACUUGCCCAACCCAAGCCCAACACUAGCCCAACCCAGAGCCCCCCAACACAACCCAAGCCCAACCCAGAGCCCCCACCACAUCCCAAGCCCAACACUAGCCCAACCCAGAACACCCCACCACAACCCAAGCCCAACACUAGCCCAACCCAGAGACCCCCACCACAACCCAAGCCCAACGCCAUCCCAAUACCGAGCCCCCCCAACACAACCCAAGCCCAACACUAG
Messenger RNA from Oncorhynchus masou masou (cherry salmon), 739 nucleotides. RefSeq lists its product as uncharacterized. The transcript is spliced from 2 exons. The record is from RefSeq and is a predicted model, not a curated record. NCBI's taxonomy places the organism in Eukaryota, Metazoa, Chordata, Actinopteri, Salmoniformes, Salmonidae. The annotation marks the transcript as partial.